GCCGUCUCCAACCUCAUCAAGACGCCUGCCGCGCCCAAGGCCCCCAGCACAAUCCGCACACUCAACUGCUUCAUGCAGGACGAGCCCGGCGCCCUGACCCGCACCACCGGAAUUAUGGCCGCACGCGGCUACAACAUCGAGAGUGUGGUCGUCAGCCGCACCGAGAUCCCCAGCCUCUCUCGAAUGACCAUCACCGUCAAGGGCGAGCCAGCCGUGGUGCAGCAGGCACGCAAGCAGCUCGAGGACUUGUCUGAAGUGUGGGCGGUCGUGGAUUUGACCGACACAAGAACCGUGGGGCGCGAGAUUCUGCUGAUCAAGCUAUCGACCAUGGGACCAGACCGCAUAGCGUGCGGAGCCAACUCGUGCACUCCACGCGAACGCACGUCGCCCAGGAGCCAUGAGAAGGCCGUUGAGCUGGAGGCUGAGCAACCGCAGCUCCAGAUCCUCGAGAGCUGCGAGCGCCUCGAGUACAUUCGCAGUCUGUCAGAUAUGUUUGGUGCCAAGGUCGUCGAUGUCGGUGCCGAGUGCUGCAUCGUCGAGCUGUGUGCAAAGUCGGAGCGCAUUGAUGCGUUCAUGAAGCUGGUGGCACCGUUCGGGAUUCUCGAGGCAGCUCGCAGCGGACGCAUGGCCAUGUCACGCACA
Linderina pennispora is the source of this 642-nucleotide messenger RNA. Its product is annotated as acetolactate synthase. Gene Ontology annotation, molecular function: acetolactate synthase regulator activity. The record is from RefSeq and is a predicted model, not a curated record. The annotation marks the transcript as partial. Gene Ontology annotation, cellular component: acetolactate synthase complex; mitochondrial nucleoid. Gene Ontology annotation, biological process: branched-chain amino acid biosynthetic process. NCBI's taxonomy places the organism in Eukaryota, Fungi, Kickxellomycota, Kickxellomycetes, Kickxellales, Kickxellaceae. The transcript has a single exon.